AUGGCCACGAGGUUUGGAGUGCUGCCCUGGUGGAAGACCAUCGCAACUCAGGACAUCGACACAAGCAGCCACCUUUGCCUUUCAAGUCGUGGUCUUUGGCAUCGCAACCAGCCCUUACCUUCUCCAACAGGUCCUUAUAGGGGGAUAAGGGAGAUGACAGGUGACAAUGCUCUCACGAAAUGUAGGCUACUCUCACUGUUGGUAUCCGACUUUGAUUCCCUUGGGGAUGAUGACAGUGAUAAUGAAGAUAAUAGCUUCAGGACUAGUGAAAUAAAGGAAAUUAUCCAGAUUCCACCAAAUGAUGCUGAAGAAACUGAUGAAGACUCUGAUGAUGAAAAUGAAGGAAAUCUGAAUCAUCUUACCUCUGCACAACUUUUGACUGAAUGUGAUGUUUAUGUAAAUGAUAGAAAUGGAAGUGAUAUUAGAGAUAACAGUGAUGAAUCAGAAAAGAUUAGUAAAUGUAAUAAACUGAAAGGAAAGAAGAGAAAUUGGAAGGAGAAUCCAAAUUUUAUUGGUUAUUCUGUGCAAGAAAUAGAUAUGCCAGAGACUGUAAAUUUUAAUGGUGAAUUAGAUUCACCUGUGAAAUGUUUUGAUGCUAUAUAUAAUUCUGAUAUAAUAAAUCUUCUUGUAGAAAUGUCGAACAAAUAUGCUAUGAAGAAAAAUCAUGUACUAAAUGUGACUCAAGAAGAAAUGAAGGUCUAUAUAUCUGUUCUACUAUUGACAGGGUAUCUGACUCCUAGGUACAUUAGAAUGUUUUGGGAAACUAAAUCAGAUGUUCACAAUGAACUUGUUGCAAGUAGUAUUAGGAGAGGCCGGUUCCUUGAAAUUCAUCAAUAUCUUCAUACUUGUGACAACUUAGAUCUGCAGGAACAUGACAAAUUUGGGAAAUUUAGGCAAUACUUUGACAUGUUGAAUGAAUCUUUCGGCAAGAAUUCAAAAUACCUGCUGACAAGUAAUAUCUCCAUUGAUGAAACUAUGGUCCCCUAUUAUGGGAAGCACAGUACAAAGCAGCACAUACAUGGCAAGCCAAUACGAUUUGUUUAUAAGCUCUGGUCAGCAUGCUCUCCAUCAGGUUAUCUGAUCCACUUCAUCCCUUACCAGGGGUCAAAGGCAAACCAGCUUCCCAUGCAAGACAGUAUGGGAUUGGGAGCUGCAGUUGUGCUGAACCUUCUUCAUAAGUUGCCGAAAGAUAUAGAUCACUACAGUUUGUACUUUGACAAUUUUCUCACAGGUUUGCCUCUUCUUGACAUUUUGUCAGAAAUGGGACAUGCAGGUACAGGAACUAACUAUUAG
Messenger RNA from Macrobrachium nipponense, 1293 nucleotides. RefSeq names its product piggyBac transposable element-derived protein 3-like. NCBI's taxonomy places the organism in Eukaryota, Metazoa, Arthropoda, Malacostraca, Decapoda, Palaemonidae. The coding region runs from base 1 to 1293 and encodes 430 amino acids. Gene Ontology annotation, molecular function: sequence-specific DNA binding. The record is from RefSeq and is a predicted model, not a curated record. The transcript is spliced from 3 exons.